AGACACCCUUUGGUGAAAUCUUUUUCCAGCUUCUCCUCUUUCCCUUCAGUCAGUAAAUAUGCUCACUAAAUACAACACAGGCCUUAUCAUCUUUGUGAAUUUAUUGGUUUUAACACAUCUCAGAUCGUACUGUGAAUACAAAUUAAUUUGGUGACUAAAUAUUCUUUAUUUUUAUAUCUGCAUUCACACAUUUGCAAAAUAUGUGGUUGAGAAGAUGAAUUACCACGAUCCUGUAAAUCCAAUUUCCUUAUUUCCACAAGCCAUGUUCUCUUAUGUUUUUCAGUUCAAGUGACGGCAGUAUUAGGUCUGAUCAAAGUAACUCUUUUUUUGGUGCAGUUUAGUCUCCUCUCUCAAGGAGAAUAUUAAACACAAUUAGAAUUACCAAUAACUGACAUAAAGGUCGAUUAGCCGUGCAUGGAUCAUAAAAGGAGUGGUCACAGAGGGACAAUCGCUACAAGGGGAAGUUUCUGAACUUCUGUAUUUAAGUACACCUUUGUCUAAGAACUCAUUAGUGCAACACUGUUCUUCAUUUAGAACAAACCCUGCUUGUUGGCUGUGGAAAACCACCUACGGCUCUCGGUAAGGAAUUAAAACAUUAUCAAUAUAUAUUGUUUUUUUAAAGGCCUUGAAUAAACUGUUUAAUGCAUGUACUUGUUACUCGUGUUGUUCCAUGGAGCCUACUGUAUUACCAUAUUGGUUAUUUGUUGUAUUUGUAAGGAAGAUGUAGGAACUUUAACUAAGGCCACGUUAAAAACUAAAACGAAUGUGGAUUAACUCUAACCUUUGAAUUCAUGCUGCAGGAGAUGAGGUUCACAAGAUGCAUCACGAUGAUCCAGUUGGAAAUGCUACUGAAUGUCAUCUUUGUUUCGGGUGGUGUGGGAUCCUGUCAUUCAGCCCUUCAUGCAUAUAUGCCAAACAAGAUGGAGGCAUUGAGGGACACUUGUUUGCAAAUUCCAUGUUCAUUUGAUUCAGUACCAUCAAAUAGAAUAGAUAAAAGCAAACCCAUAUUGGGUGCAUGGAUAAAAUCGAACCCCUAUUUUGGGGGUCAUCCAGAAAAUGUGGUUUUCCACAGCAACAAUCAAGAUAAUAAAUAUCCAAUUAGUAUCAUUGGGAAUAUGAGUGAAUACAACUGCACAACUGUUUUUACAAACAUGAUCUCAAGUUAUGCUGACGUGUAUUACUUCAGAGCGGAAAGCCCCAGUUUCAGGGCAACUGACGCCUGCAGUCGUCUUACAAUCACAGUUAAAGAUUCAGCCCCAGCACCCUCCAUACAGACCCUCCAGGAGGGACCACUAACGGAGGGGAGCAGGGUAACGUUCACCUGCAGGGCCAUCGCACCCUGUCCCACCCAGCCGCCUCACCUGAGCUGGAACCAGUCAGGAGGCCCUGAGGGCCGGCUGUUGCCGCACGGAGACCAAGAGCCUAACGUCAGGACCCGGCGGCUGAAUAUCACUCUGUCGGACCGACAUGACGGGGUCCGCCUCACCUGUCUGGUGGAGUAUCCGGUGAACGACCCAGCAGGCAGGCCCAGCAUCAGAACAGCAGAGAGCGUUGUGACGCUCAACGUUUCCUAUUCCCCGAAGGAUACCCAGGCCUCCGUCAGCCCCCCCACGGUGUCGCUGGGCAGUGUGGUCAACCUGACUUGCACCAGCAGAGCCAACCCCCCCGUUCUCCGGUUCACCUGGUUCAGGAGCAGUGCGGAGGGACCCCUGAACGUGUCAGAUGGAUCUUUGUACAGCUUCAAUGUGUCCAGCUGCAGAGGAAUCUACUACUGCGUGGCCACGAAUCCCUUGGGAAACCAAACAUCAAAAGAGAUUAUGCUAACUAUCAGCUGUGAAAGCGUCGAGUUGAAUGUCCUUCUGAUAAUUGGUGGAUUCUUUGGUACCGUCUUCUUUAUUGGUCUGAUCAUCGGUGUCCUGUGGUUACAGAAGAAACUUUCAACACAGCAACAGAAUCCAAUAUUCGAGCGAUCAGAAAAGCAGGUGGAAGAGGAGAUCCACUACGGAGAGAUUGACUUUGCCAAGCGAGGUGCUGUGCAGAACCCAGGCCUGGUGUUCCCCCAGGGGGAGGAGCAGACCUCAGAGUACGUUGAGAUCACUGCUCAACAGGCUAAGAACACACAGAUCAGAGAUGAACUGGAGAGGAGCUGAAUAGUUUGGACUGGGAUCUCUUUAGUAUCCACUCAUGUCAGUGUAAACAUAUCCUGCUUCAGCAUCCAUGGCACCCUUUAUGCUUUUUGGUCUCCAAGGCACCCAAUAAACCAAAACAAAAGUU
Gadus macrocephalus (Pacific cod) is the source of this 2274-nucleotide messenger RNA. RefSeq names its product carcinoembryonic antigen-related cell adhesion molecule 5-like. Bases 792 to 2150 code for a protein of 452 amino acids. The record is from RefSeq and is a predicted model, not a curated record. The transcript is spliced from 7 exons. NCBI's taxonomy places the organism in Eukaryota, Metazoa, Chordata, Actinopteri, Gadiformes, Gadidae.